Phalacrocorax carbo (great cormorant) is the source of this 614-nucleotide messenger RNA. NCBI's taxonomy places the organism in Eukaryota, Metazoa, Chordata, Aves, Suliformes, Phalacrocoracidae. The record is from RefSeq and is a predicted model, not a curated record.
GGGAGCGGGCGGUGUUGGUGCGUGCCGAGGUAGGAGCGCGCAGCCGUGAGGGGAAGCCGGAGCCCGGUAUGGGGUUGCUGACGGCGCUGGCCCGCGGGCUGGUGCGGGGCGCCGACCGCAUGUCCCCGUUCACCAGCAAGCGCGGCCCCCGCAGCUACAACAAGGGCCGAGGGGCCAAGAAGCUGGGCGUGCUCACCUCCAACAAGAAGUUCAUCCUCAUCAAGGAGAUGGUGCCCGAGUUCAUCGUCCCCGAUCUGGAGGGCUUCAAGCUCAAGCCCUACGUCUCGUACCGCGCCCCCGAGGGCUCCGAGCCGCCCAUGACGGCCAAGCAGCUCUUCACCGACGUGGUAGCUCCGCGCAUCGAGAAGGACGUGAAGGACGGUGUUUUUGACCCCAAUAACCUGGAGAAGUACGGCUUCGAGCCGACGCAGGAGGGCAAGCUCUUCCAGCUCUUCCCCAAGAACUACGUGCGGUAGGGAGCAAGCAACCGGGCUCCGGGGCUCCCGUGGCACCUCCGGCUCGCUGGGAAGAGCGUCGCUGGUGACUCAGACGUGACCCGCACCAGCAACUACAGGACGGUUUCUGUCACUGGCUAUUAAAAACAAAUCUUCCCA